Phoenix dactylifera (date palm) is the source of this 1829-nucleotide messenger RNA. It is a transcript of the gene ELM1, whose product is annotated as fission ELM1-like protein (DUF1022). NCBI's taxonomy places the organism in Eukaryota, Viridiplantae, Streptophyta, Magnoliopsida, Arecales, Arecaceae. The record is from RefSeq and is a predicted model, not a curated record.
CGUAUAAAGAAACCGGCUCCGGAAGCCGGGAAGGAAAGGAAUCCCAUCUCGAAGCGAACUCCGCUUCUUUUUACCACCUAAAUUAAAAAGAGAAAAGAGUCCCGGAGGAACGCACGACGAAACCCUGAAAACCCUAACCCUUAUCCCGCCUUUCUCUCUCCCGGAAUCUCGUACACCUUACCUAUUCGAAAUCUCUGCGGGGAAUUCAAGAAGAGGGCGUCUAUGCUCGCUGUUCGAUCGGAGAGGGUGUGUAUAGUUUCUUGAUUGAUCCCUGAUGAGGCCCAUCAGGCUCCCGGAGCCGCCCAGCGGCUCCAUCGGCAUGCCGGAGAUCUUCGAAGGCGGGGUAAAUGUCAUCAGACGGGCGGUUGUGAUCGGGAACGGGUUUGCUGGCUCGGAGAAUCAGAGUAUUGGAUUGGUUCGUGCGCUCGGCCUGUCCGAGAAGCAGACUAUAUAUCGUGUUACCAGACCUAGAGGAGGAAUUAAUGAGUGGCUUCGGUGGCUUCCUGUCUCUUUCCACAAAAUGCUAGACAGUGUAAUCAGACAGAUAUUUGGCAAUUCAAGAUUUGUGAUGACGCUCCAAGGAAAGAAAUUGGUGCCAUUUUCCACUCAAAAUGGUGGGAAUGUUGGCUUAGCAGCUGUUUUAGAAGCUGAUGCCAAAAGGAUUGCAGCUAUGGCACGUGAAACCUUUGAGAAGGAAGGCCCUCUGUUAGUGGUUGCUUCUGGUCGGGAUACUGUCUCGCUAGCCAGUUCAAUAAAACGAUUAGCACCAGAAAAAGUUUUUCUUAUUCAGAUUCAACAUCCAAGAUCAUGUCUUGACAGGUUCGACUUAGUAGUAACUCCUCGUCAUGAUUACUAUGCGUUGACCCCAAGUGGACAACAAGAGAUCCCCCGGUUUUUGCAACGGUGGAUAACUCCACGAGAACCACCUGGUAGAAAUGUGGUCCUUACUGUGGGAGCAUUACAUCAGGUUGAUUCUGUUUCCCUUCGCAUUGCCGCUACUGCUUGGCACGAUGAGUUAGCUCCUCUUCCAAAGCCCUUGCUCGUAGUUAACAUAGGAGGGCCUACAAGGCAUUGUCGAUAUGGUCCAGAUGUUGCUGAACAGUUGGUGAGUUCUCUGUAUAAUGUGCUAGCAAGCUGUGGAAGUGUCAGAGUUUCUUUCUCUAGGAGGACUCCUCAAAAGGUGUCUGACAUUAUAUUAAGAGAACUUGGGGAUCAUCCUAAGAUCUAUAUCUGGGAUGGUGAAGGACCGAAUCCACAUAUGGGGCAUCUAGCAUGGGCAGAUGCGUUCGUCAUUACCGCAGAUUCAAUUAGCAUGUUGAGUGAGGCUUGCAGCACAGGGAAACCUGUUUACGUGGUUGGAAGUGAGCAUAGUAAAUGGAAAUUCUCAGCCUUUCACAAGGCCCUGCGUGAGCGGGGGUUGGUGCGUCCAUUCACUGGCUUAGAGGAUAUUUCAAACAGCUGGAGCUACCCUCCACUCAAUGAUGCUGCUGAAGUCGCUGGGCGCGUCCGUGAAGUGCUUGCAGAGCGAGGCUGGACGUUGCAACGUUAGCGUGCUUUGUUCUUUUGGUCCCUUAUGCGUCAGCUGGUCCCAAUUACACUCAAAAUUAUAUUCAGCAUUUUUUUUUUUUAAAGAUAGAAGGUUUUCAAGAGAAAUAAAAAAAUGGCAGCAGCCCGGAUUGUAAAAUAUGAAAAAAAAACACUACCUAUUCCAGUUUUGAUCAAAUACAUGUUCUUAUGUCAAUUGGUGCAAUUUUUCACUUCAUACACCGAACUAUUUCGUAGCAAGUUGAAUGUUUGACAUGAAGGCGUUAUUUCUUUAUCUUCAGUAA